Messenger RNA from Lolium perenne, 2347 nucleotides. RefSeq lists its product as uncharacterized. NCBI's taxonomy places the organism in Eukaryota, Viridiplantae, Streptophyta, Magnoliopsida, Poales, Poaceae. The record is from RefSeq and is a predicted model, not a curated record.
AAAAAAAAGACGAGCGUGCGGACCACGCGAGACGACACGACACCGCCCGCCGACCGUCUCCUCGGCCGGCGUCCUUCUCCAACACAGGGAAGACGCUCUUCUCCGUCUCGAUCGAUCAACACCAGGGCAGCGCAUCCUGGCUCCACCGAUGCAGGACCAGACCGGGGCCGCCUCCGGCUCGGGGGAUCCGGGCACGGCCGCGGCGGAUCGCGGCGAGGGCGGCUCCUCCGCCGCCAGGCUCCCCUCCCGCAACGCCUCCUCCAAGUACGACUUCGUCAAGGUCAAGGUGUGGCUCGGGGAGAACGCCGACCACUACUACGUCCUCUCCAGGUUCCUCCUCAGCAGGAUGCUCACCGUCACCAAGAUUCCGAACCAUGUCGCCAUUAAGAUUGCCCUUGAACUCAAGAAGCUGCUCGUCGACAACAGCCUCCUCGACGUUUCACAGAGUGACUUAGAGGCCAACCUUUUCAAGCUAAUGGAGAAAAGAGGAUAUGGAGAGGACUAUAUUAAUCGGUAUAAAAUGAUGACAAGAUUCCAUCACCAGAGAGUACCAUUAGUAAUUUUGGUGUGUGGAACUGCCUGCACUGGGAAAUCAACAAUUGCUACACAACUAGCUCAAAGGCUCAACCUGCCAAAUGUUUUACAGACAGACAUGGUCUAUGAGUUGUUGAGGACAUCAACGGAUGCUCCGCUAACUUCGGUACCUGUAUGGGCCCGGGAUUUCAAUUCACCUGAAGAACUUAUUACUGAAUUUUGCAGAGAAUGCAGAGUUGUUCGCAAAGGUUUGGCUGGUGAUUUGAAGAAAGCAAUGAAAGAUGGGAAGCCAAUUAUAAUAGAGGGAAUACAUUUGGAUCCAAGCAUUUAUCUGAUGGACGAGGAAAAUGCAGAUGAUAAUUCCAGAAUGGAGAAAAAGGCUGAGCCUGCAGAUUUUGUUGUCUCUGCAGAAAAUAAAACAGAACAGCAAUCAGAAAAUAGAUUACCUGAGAACAAAUUGAGUGUUCUAAAGGAAGAUAUCGUACAAGAUCAGAACUCCAUACCUGAGAGUAGGACCAGUGAAGGGUUGCUUGGUGCCAACAACCACGAGAUUAAUUCUUCUGAAUCUAUAGAUUCUGAAGAGAAAAAUCCCAAAGCUGAAGGUAAUGGACAUAAAGAUUUGGACCAACAGAAGAACAGCACUGCCAGGAAAGACAAACCUGCUGCUGAACCAAUAGUUGUUCCAAUUGUGUUGCGUAUGUCUGAUUUUGAUCACAAGGCGUUGUUAGAGGAAUGGAUAGCCACAAGAGCUUUCAGAGAUAAUUGCCUUCCUCAGGAUCAUCGAAAGCUCAUUAACAACCUCAAACUUAUUCAGGAUUAUCUUUGCUCUUUUGAGUCACAGGGAUUGACUAUCGUUGACAUCUCGGCAAACUCAUUUCCUCAAACGUUAGAUUGGCUUCAUGGCUACCUUCUUCAGUGCAUCGAGCGCGGCCUCCUGGCUGCAUGUUCAGAAAGUCCCAAGCAAGGGGAAAGCCAAUCAACAUGACAGAACCCGUUACAGGAAAAGUUUUUAAAGAAGACCUUGGCGAUAUGUAUCUAGCCUACCCCAACUUGCUUCAUUGCUUGGAACAUAUGGCUUUGUUGUUGUUACUGUUGACCUUGGUGUAUGCUUUCUUAUACCAGCCAAAUGGAGCAAAUGAUAAUUCCGGACCUCUGAUUGGUUAUUGUCCGUUCACCAGCUGUAAUCUGGUUUACUGUUGGAAAACGAGGGAUUUACGUUAUGCAAAUAAAAAAAAUAUUUUACAUAGGUGCUGCCUAUUGAAGUAUAUCUUAUAACGAUCACAAAGUUGGAAAAUACCAUCUAAAGUGUCAAUACCAUGUUCCCAGGCUCCAACAUGGUCACAUACGCACAUAUCCUUGUAUUGGAUGAUAUUUUUAAGUUGCAGCUCUUUACGGUGAUACUGAGAUAAAAUAACUGCAUAUAUUACAUACAACGCACCAAAGUUCAAUAAAUAUAUGGCUUUUGAGGCGAGAAGGUUAUCGAAUGCCACCACCUUGUCUUCCCAUGGUGCUGAAGUAUCAUCAUAUCCAUAUUUAUCUACCCACAUGUGGUAACAUCCUUGGUAGCGCAUACAACAUGUGGGUACACUUCUCUGAACAAGUCAUAAGCAUGUCAUGGUUCGAUGACAAAUAUAUCAUGUCCUUCAAUAAAAUAGAUGGUUAUAAAAGAGGAAGUGAAUGGUUGCUACCUACUUCAUUGUAUGUCUGUUUGUAAGCACCUAAAGCAAAGUUUACCACUUUUCACCAUCUACCAAAAUAUAGAAUUUCUCUUGAGAUAACUCUCCCAAUAAAUAGAAGCAUUCCACAUCGAGUU